CGCGCUGCGUGUCGGCAGGUGGAGGGAGAAGGGAAAGUUUGGCCCGUGCGUGGGGCUGGGGUGGAGGGCGGGACGGAGGGGUUGGGCCGAGGCGAAGCUGCUGUCGCUGCUGCAGCGGAGGCCGAGGCCGGGACCCGAGCCGGGCCGGGGAGUGCCGGACGCGGAGGAGCAGGAGGCGAGGUGCGCCGGAGCUUCGAGACCCCGCUGCUCUGCCGCGCGGUGACCCCGUGCCCAGGCGCCGUCCGACCCGUGGCUGUUCCCGAGGCGGUUGUUGGGGGCGCGGCGGCAGCGGUUGGGGGUGGGGAGAGGCGCGGCGAGGAGACGAGAGAGGUCAGCGAGUUUGAGGGAGGACCGGGAGCCGCGCCGCCGUCAUGUCCGAGGACUCGAGCGCCCUGCCCUGGUCCAUCAACAGGGACGAUUACGAGCUGCAGGAGGUGAUCGGGAGUGGAGCAACGGCUGUGGUCCAGGCAGCGUAUUGUGUUCCUAAAAAGGAGAAAGUGGCAAUCAAACGGAUAAAUCUUGAGAAAUGUCAGACUAGCAUGGAUGAACUCCUGAAAGAAAUUCAAGCCAUGAGUCAGUGCCAUCAUCCUAAUAUCGUGUCUUACUACACGUCUUUUGUGGUAAAAGAUGAGCUGUGGCUAGUCAUGAAGCUGCUAAGUGGAGGUUCUGUUCUGGAUAUUAUUAAGCACAUUGUGGCAAAAGGGGAACACAAAAGUGGAGUCCUAGAUGAACCUACCAUUGCAACAAUACUCAGAGAAGUGCUGGAAGGGUUGGACUACCUGCAUAAAAAUGGACAGAUUCACAGAGAUGUGAAAGCUGGAAAUAUUCUUCUUGGAGAAGAUGGCUCAGUACAGAUUGCAGAUUUUGGAGUUAGUGCUUUUUUAGCAACUGGUGGUGAUAUUACCCGAAAUAAAGUGAGAAAGACCUUUGUUGGAACCCCUUGUUGGAUGGCACCUGAAGUUAUGGAACAGGUCCGAGGUUAUGAUUUCAAAGCUGACAUUUGGAGUUUUGGGAUCACAGCGAUUGAACUGGCCACAGGGGCAGCUCCUUAUCAUAAAUAUCCGCCAAUGAAGGUUUUAAUGCUGACACUGCAGAAUGAUCCUCCUUCUUUGGAAACUGGUGUUCAAGAUAAAGAAAUGCUAAAAAAAUAUGGAAAAUCAUUUAGAAAAAUGAUUUCAUUGUGCCUUCAAAAGGAUCCAGAGAAAAGACCAACAGCAGCAGAACUGUUAAGGCACAAGUUUUUCCAAAAAGCAAAGAAUAAAGAAUUUCUUCAAGAAAAAUUACUGCAGAGAGCUCCAAGCAUUUCUGAAAGAGCUAAAAAGGUUCGGAGAGUACCGGGUUCCAGUGGCCGUCUUCAUAAGACAGAGGAUGGUGGCUGGGAGUGGAGUGAUGAUGAAUUUGAUGAAGAAAGUGAGGAAGGGAAAGCAGCAAUUUCACAACUCAGGUCUCCCCGAGUGAAAGAAUCAUUAUCAAAUUCUGAGCUCUUUCCAGCAACCGAUCCCGUGGGUACUUUGCUCCAAGUUCCAGAACAGACUUCUGCUCAUCUACCUCAGCCAGCUGGGCAGAUGCCUACACAGCCAACUCAAGUUUCCCUCCCACCCCCUAUAGAGCCAGCAACAACAACUCAGGCUCUGUCUUCAGGAGCAGGUUCACAAGAAACUAGGAUCCCAAUCAGUCUAGUGCUAAGAUUAAGGAAUUCAAAAAAAGAACUAAAUGAUAUUCGAUUUGAAUUUACUCCUGGGAGAGAUACAGCAGAGGGUGUCUCUCAGGAACUCAUUUCUGCUGGGCUGGUCGAUGGAAGAGAUUUAGUAAUAGUGGCAGCUAAUUUGCAGAAAAUUGUGGAAGAACCUCAGUCAAAUCGAUCUGUCACUUUCAGACUGGCAUCUGGUGUCGAAGGCUCGGAUAUUCCUGAUGAUGGUAAACUAAUAGGAUUUGCCCAACUCAGCAUCAGCUAAACCACAGCCCUGGAAGAGGCGGCCUAAGGAGAUUCCACACGUGUGUAUCUCUGUUGCUUCUGUUGGCCUAAACCCACUACUGCCAAAGAACCCAGCAACAAACCUCCCAGCUAGGAGCUUUAGAGGUCUUUCUUUAUGUUUUUCCUGCCAUCAUUCCCCGUUUUUCCCACACGGAAAGAAAAGUUGGAUCACCAGUGGCCAGCAUCCCUUCAAAGAGUUCUGUUAGUAGACUUACUGCACAUGUCCCCUAUCUUCCUCCAUCAGAGAAGUGGCCCAUGUGCCUCAAGGCCCAGGAGGGAGAUCUGUCAGCUCAUCUUGCCUUACUCCAAUGAUAGCGCUGGGUGGAAAGUAGCAGCUAUAUUGGGCUUCCUCAUCCUGCCUGUUCUCCCACACCUGACAGGAUGUGGGCAUCUUGGGAUAUCUCUUUACCACUGAAGUAGCAAUUAAAAGUUGAUUGUUCAGCUGGAGUCCAGGAGAAUUUAAUUUAGUGAUUGUUUUUUUUUUUUUUUUUUUUGUAUCUGAUGUGAAUUCUAGCAACCUUUGUUAGGAAAAAGCACAGCCUCAGAUGGAGGCAGCCUAAACUAUAUUCUUGUUCUGUUCAUGAUGUUUCUAAGCGUUUUGCUGAAGCUGCUCUCAGGCACCCCUCUUCAUUACUCCCUCCAGAAAGGGUUGCUAGCCUUAACUUCAGCUGGUGCAAAACAUCUGACUGUAGUCGAACUUCAGCCGUCGGAUCCUUCAAAGUGGAACUUUGGACUGUUUUUAGAGAAAACAUCAAGUAAUGGCUUGUAAAAGUAAAUUUUCCCAGCAGUGGUUUUUGAACAGGAAAAAUCAUAACUCAUAUCAUUGUGGAAGUAUUUAUUUUCAAAUCUUAAAAAAUUAAAUCGAAGAAAAACUGCUCCUCGAUCCUCCCUUGAAAAUCAAUUUGCCUGGCCUCCAAGUCAUGAGGAAAUGCAAGGCUGAGAUUUCUACAGCAAUAAAGGAGACUCACUGGGCCAGACAGGCCUGCCUUCUGCCCCCUCUCCUGCACUGACCCUUCGGAGGGGGUCCACACUUGUGUGUGCUGAACCUGACCCAAGAUGGAAAGUGAAACCACACGUGCCGUGACUUUUAGGAUUUAUGAGUAGACAGUGUUCAUUUGAUUUUCUACAGAAAUAAUAUAAAUUAUUCUUUAGGUUUAAAAAAGAGCACUCAAUGCAAUAUGUGAAUAAUCAGUGGAGUUGAUUUUUUUUUUUCCUACUGUUUCACAGUUAGCCUUUGUCUAACUGUACAUAGCCCUAACAAAUUUUGUAUAUGAAAGGGAUACUCAAUCUGGCCUUAAGACGACAAACAAAGAUGGGCUUUGGCCCCGUGGAAAAGGGAGAGUUGUGUCUUAGAGAAUCGAUGGAGCCUUUUCCAGCGUUGUUGGUCUGUGAAUAAGAUUGCUUCAUCUCGACUUUCUCUUGGAGCAUCUCUUAAAGCUUUCCCCACAACUGACUUGUCACAGUUUUUGUUUCAUCUGGAGCUUAUAGUUUUAUUCAUGGGUUUUUUUCACUGCCCUGGAUGCAAAGGCAUGUUGGGAAAGGGAUGGAUGAGGGGAUGGGUUUGGGAUGGGGGUUGGGAACAAAGUAGAUUAGAGGAAAAGACACCAAAGUCCAUGGUCCCAGCAGGAUUCAUAAAAGGAGGAAGCCUGCUGAGCCUGGAGAGAGAAAAGAAGAUUGAUCAGCUUGCUGGAAAAUAUUCAGCUUUUCUUUUUCUUUUUUUUUGGAGGGGGGUGGAGGGAAUGAGGAUAAGGAGAUGGGAAUAAGGUAUGAAAAAGAGACAGUGCCCCCUGUGGCACAAGACUAAUGGCUUACCUUAGAGUCUGUUUUGGUUUCAAACAAGCCCAUCAUAAUCCACUUAUUUAUGAACCCAAGGGGUGGUGGCAUCACUCUAUUCUAGCUUUCUAUUUGGAGGUGGUCCGGAGCCCAGGCUGGGAGUAAGCAGCAGUUCCCUCUGUUCAGUUUCUCCAGCCAGCCAUGAUGUUUGAACUGCAGUGGGACAGGCAUGACAAAAGAAAUGGGCUGGGGCUUUCUCUUUCUUUUCAGUUCAUUUGUUGCCCUGCUGGGAAUUAGGAGUCAGACACCAAGCCCCAGGACAGUGUUAUUUCUUCUUCUGCAUGAUGGAUAGUGGACUCCCUUUGCUGACUUGUGCAGUGAUGCUGAGAAAAUAAGUGAACAGAAACUUCCAGGUGGGACAGCACAUGACCUAGUAAGCAACCACGCUCCUUUCCAGGAGUGGUGGUUCGGGGUGUACCUGUGUCCCUAGGUCCCCAGGAUCCCCUGGUCCCUGGGGCAGGGACUAACUUAGCGCAAGGUAACAUGUGCCAAUGCUAUUUGUGAAAUGUAUGGUCUUUCUAAAUGACUAAUGGAUUUGUUUGGGUUUUUGCUUAAGUGUUGAACCAAAUUCUAGAGCCAGCUGAUAACUAUUUAAUAAUCUGGAAGAUAGAAUAAUGGUGUAUCAAUAAAUGGAGGUUUCUCCUUAUGACGUACGCUAGAUUAUGGAAGAUGUAAAAUAUUUGACUCCCCUCCCCUUUUUGACUUUGUAUUUUGCUGCAUGUUUCCUUCAUUUUUAAUCAAUAAAGAGUAAAUUGUC
This is a messenger RNA of Ceratotherium simum simum (southern white rhinoceros), 4565 nucleotides long. RefSeq names its product oxidative stress responsive kinase 1 (gene OXSR1). Gene Ontology annotation, biological process: peptidyl-threonine phosphorylation; positive regulation of T cell chemotaxis; negative regulation of potassium ion transmembrane transporter activity. Lineage: Eukaryota; Metazoa; Chordata; Mammalia; Perissodactyla; Rhinocerotidae. The record is from RefSeq and is a predicted model, not a curated record. Gene Ontology annotation, cellular component: cytoplasm; cytosol. Gene Ontology annotation, molecular function: ATP binding; protein serine/threonine kinase activity.